UUAUUUUCAAACUCCCCUUCAUACCCGCGCACUAUCCCCCAGUCAUCCGUUGGGUGUUGAUGGUCUUUUAAUAUUCUUUUCGAUAUAUAAUUUUCUUAGAGAGAGAGAGAGAGAUUCAAAAAGUUUCUAGAGAGAGAGAGAGUAUGUGAAUUCUGUGUAAAGCUCACAUCUUUGACAGAUAAUCAACCAGCCCCAUUCCCAAGUUUCGAUCUUUGAAGGUGAUCUGAAGUUCCUUCCUCCAUUUCUUGCAAUGCCCAGAUGGAUUUUGAUCCCUCCCCAUACGUAUUCAUAGCCGUAUUCCAUUUCCAUCCCAAUUAUCUCGAAUCCCGAUGAGGUUGGAACCAGCAAAUCAAAAACAGGGCAUUUGCCGUUUUCAUCCAAUCAAAUUAGCAGUGUCUUAAUUUUGGAGCAACUUUGUUCAGAUUCAGAGGCUGUUCUGCUCAUGUGACCGAAAAGUUAGAAUCCGAGGCAGCUGCGUGGUGGAGGAGGAGAAGUUAAAGUCAAAUAAAAACCCAAUAAGCUGUAGCUAGAUUAUAAAGGGAAGGGACUGAGGUGGAGUCCUGAGAGCUACUGAGCUCUUAGCGUAUGAAAGUGGGCUUUGGAGAGGUUUGAAUAGCAAUGCCGGACUCGAAGAAGAAGGUUGCCGGCAGCAGUGAGUCUGAUUCCAAGAAGAAGGAGAGGCAUAUCGUCACCUGGACUCCAGAGGAGGAUGAUAUAUUGAGGGAAGUAGUUAGAAUUCAUGGAACUGAGAAUUGGCCAGCUAUUGCAUUAAAGUUCAAGGAUAAGUCGACGAGGCAGUGCCGGAGAAGAUGGAGCACAUAUUUGAACUCUGAUUUCAAAAGAGGGGGUUGGUCACCUGAAGAAGACAAACUCUUAUGUGAGGCUCAGAAGGUUUAUGGUAACAGAUGGACUGAAAUAGCAAAGGUGGUCUCAGGCCGAACUGAUAAUGCCGUAAAGAACCGGUUUACCACAUUGUGCAAGAAGAGAGCCAAGUAUGAAGCCUUAGCUAAGGAGAAUAAGGCUUCGUGUGUAAACCCGAAUGGGAAAAGGGUCAUAUCAUGUGGUACAUUGAACAUGCAAGGAGCAACAGGAGUCGCUGAUCCAAAUAAGAAGUCGAGAGGGACCAACGUUCGGGAUGUUUCGUUGGAAGAUGAUCAGCAGCCGAGGCCUCCAUUUGCAGUUUUAGCCCAAAAUUUGCAUCAUAAGGGGGAGGAUAAUGACCGCCACAAUGAUGAUCAGGGCGUGAAGACAGGCGAAACAUUUUUGAGGACAGAUGAUCCAAAGUUUGCUGCACUGAUGCGGCGAGCCGAACUUCUUAGUUCACUGGCACAAAGAGUUAAAGCAGAGAGCACAGAGCAGAGUCUUGAAAACGCUGAGAAGGUUUUGCAGGACAUCAUUAAUCAGAGCAAAGAUGGAGAUAUCUUCAAAUACUGCAAUGCUGGGAUUGAUUUCCAACUUCAUAUUAUUAAAGACAUGAUGGGAGACUUUACAAGCAGUAAUGAGGGAAGUCAAACAUCAUGGAGGCAACCUGAUCUCUGCGAGGACUCUCCUGCUACCUCAGAAUAUAGUACAGGAUCGACUUAUCUGAUCAAAACAACUCAUGACAAAACCGCAGAAACUGAAGCAAAAGAAAAGAGCAUCGAAGAUAGGUUUCACAUAAAACAUACCCGUGAAAAAAGCAUAGUCGAUGGGCAUAAGGAGAUUAUUUCUACUGCAAUUGCCGAGCAAGAGGGUAUGCUCCGAUCUUGUGAUGAGAAGAUCAACACGGAAGCCGUUGUCUCUGUCCCACCAAGUAAAGAAUUUGGCUCGCCUCUCCAAGUAACUCCAGUAUUCAGAUCAAUAGCUGCAGGAAUUCCUAGCCCAAAAUUUUCAGAAAGUGAGAGGAACUUUCUGAUGAAGACGCUUGGAAUGGAGUCUCUUUCUCCUUCUCCAAGCACUAAUAUCAAUCCACCUUCGUGCAAACGAUCCCUCCUUCAGAGUCUGUAACCAAAACUCUCACCAGUACAAUUUCUAUACAGAAACUUACAUAUCAUCCAGAAGUAUAGUACUUUCCAUAGAUUGAGUUUCUUGUUCCUUCUUGCAGCCAUGUAGGCCUAAUAUUUUUCUGAAAGGCGUAUUUGAGUCUGCUACAGUCAGGACAACCCUGAUCUAGAACCCUUCUAGGAUGUCCGGGAACAUUCUAGCAAACCUAGCAAGCACCGGACAUGCUUGCUGGAGUGUGUUGAUUCUUUUUGUUUGCCUUCUUUGUCUAAUUCGUUUUGUGUGUAGCUUCAUUUGUUUUCAACUCACAUCGAGUUUUUUGGUCGAGUCAUCUGUACAGGAACAUUGUUGCCUAAUACCUUGUAAUUGAUGAGUGUAAUCAAGUGGUUGGCACAUCGCCAAUAGCUAGCUACUAUAUACUUCAGAUAAGACACAGGGAAGGAGGAACCAGUCACAUGGACUCCUAUCUGGGUUUUUCGUUUUUCCGGGUUUUUUUGGGGUGUGGAUAGUUCAUAGAAUAAACAGGUAAAGUCUUUUUUGUGGCCUUUGUUACUAAUUCUUAAUGUUAUCUUACUUGCCGAGGUUGGACCGGAAAUUUGGUUUCU
Punica granatum (pomegranate) is the source of this 2585-nucleotide messenger RNA. Lineage: Eukaryota; Viridiplantae; Streptophyta; Magnoliopsida; Myrtales; Lythraceae. The record is from RefSeq and is a predicted model, not a curated record.